UUAUUAACUUAUGGGUUUAUUAAUACCCUUGUUAUGCUCCCUCAUAAACAAGGUACUGCGAGAGCACGAGAUAACAAGGGUAUUAAUACAAUUAAUAUACGCUCCUCAUAAACAAGGUACUACUAUCUCUUUUUUUUUUUUCCAAAAUAUUUUUUUUUUUCCCACAUAACACUUUAAAUACAUCUCUUUCGAGAGCGAAGUCUCGAUCCGGUCAUGAAUAGGUACAAUUGCUUACAUUUUAAAAAGGCUCCAUUCACAAUUUCCCAUUAUAUCUUUUAAAAUUCAAAAUCAAAACAUAAAAAAAAAUUUAGUCCAAGCUCUACAGUAAAAGUUCGAAACCUAUAAGAACAAGUUUUAAUAUAAAUUCUAACAUCAUCAUCUAAACAAAUCUAUUAUAUCAAUACAAUUUGAUACAAUUUCAAAUUAACUCACUCAUUUUUAUUUCUAUUAAUCAAUCUUAAUCAUAUCUUGUUCUUCUUCUCCUUAUAUCUUUUUCCAUCAGUAUCAAAAAAGAAUUUUUUAAACAAUAUUCUAACCUCUUGUUCUAAUUAUUUACUUUACAAUUUUAUCACCACAAAUCUUGAUUUCAAAUUCUAUACCACUCCAUUCUUAUUACACUUUAUAAAGCAAAGUUCUAUCUAAUUCUUAGUCUCUUGACCCUUUCCUUAAUUCUUAAUAUCUUAAACUUUAUCAAUUUAUCUUUGAUUUUAUCUCCCUUGUCAUCUAUUACUCUUUUCAUGUUACACAGAUUUAUCACAAAAAUAUGUUUUGUUUAGUCUAAUUUUCAGCAUAUUUUCUUCUAUACCUCCCUCUGUUAUUUGGCUAUUAUUCAACAUAUUCUGUUAGGCUGGUUUCCAACAUAUUUUUCUCCAGAACACCAAAUAUUUUUGGCUAAUUUCAAUAUAAUCUCCUCCAAGCCUAUCAUUGUUAUUGGCUGCUUUCCAGCAUAUUAUAUUUGGCUGAUUUCCAGCAUAGUUUCCUCCUAUACUCCCUCCAUUGUUUGGCUGAUUUCCAGCAUAUUCUCCUCCAACUCUCCUCCUGUUUGUUUGGCUGAUUUCCAGCAUUUUAUUGGCUGAUUUCCAGCAUAUUAUGUUUGGCUGAUUUCCAGCAUAGUCUUCUCCAGGACUCCCACUCUUGUUUUUGACCACCUGUAUAUCAUCCUCUAUUUUAAUUGCCAUCUCUUAUUUUCUAUUUUUAUUACUCAAAAAGCUUUUCUGUUUUUAUCCAAAAAUCAUAUAUAUUUUUAGGCUUUUAAUCUUUACAUUUCAGUUCAGUUACAUUUAAAAUUUAUUACUUUAUUUCCUCCUUUUCUUCCUUUUUCUAUCUGUCCAUAAUUGUUCCAUUUCAAAGUUCAUCCGUUCGAAUUAAAAAAUUCUGUAUGUUCCUUUAAUGAUUUUAUAAUGUCUGUUCCGUGUGUAGUGCAUCAACUUCCUGUCUUUUUUUCCUGCGCCACACCUAAUUUUUUUUUCCAAGGCUUGUUAAUUUCCAUUGUCUAAUGUCCAAAAUAUUCCUUCUUUCUUCUUAAAAUCAUCUGGGACAGAAUAGAAACCUCCAAAGUCCAUAAAUCCAAUGUAAAUUUCAAGGCAAUCCAAAGUAAAAAGCCAUUUAAAAUGUUCCUUUUUCAAACAGAAAGGGAAAUCUCCUCAAUCCACUUUCCUGCUUAGUCACUGCAGACUCCAUGGCAAUUUUGUAGCCAUCCGUCUGUCUAUCUUCAUUAGCUUAACUUUCAAAGGUGUAAAUUCCCAAGGAGACAUUUCUCCAAACCGUUCCAAAUAAAAGCAAAGUCAAUUUACUGGGUUGUUAAAAGUCAAUUCUUCUAAGCCAAAUUUAAUAAAACAAAGACUAUUUCAGGUCCUCAUUCUAUUUUUUUUCUUUUUCUUUUAAAUCUUCAAGCCCCACGGCUCUGUAGCUGCUAUUUGAAGUUUGGGGUCUUAUUUUUUAAAGUCCAAAUAUGUGUGUUGUUUUGCCUGGAUUGGUGUCACUCACCCAGCUUCGAGACGUUCGCUCUCUAUUCUUCUCCGCUUCUCCUCCUCUUCUCCAGCACGAUCCUUGUUCCCAGCUGCCGCAGGAACAGGACAGCCGCCAUGGCUGUCGUUCCACUGCCGCCAACGUGAAGGGAAAGCCUCCAGCCCCGAGGAACCUGCCCAUUCCUCUCGGCCGUCAAAGGGGUCCCUUCUUGUCCCCCUGUCCCUUCAAGACAGGGGAGGUCCGCAGACCUGUCGGCGGCAGCUUAGCAGACAGGGUUUUGGCGAAGCUCUACGGAGCUUGCCAUUUCCAUCUGUGUCCCUGAGGCACCAACCGGAAGUCCCCGGUACUACUAUCUCUGAGAGACCAACUUGUUGAAAUAAUUCAGAUGAAAGGCGUUAUAGAAGAAUAUGGUAUGGUAUCAGGAUUCAGACUGAAUCAGAAAAAAAUCAAGAUGAUAGUUAAAAAUAUGACAGUUGAUCAAAAGAAGGAAUUUGAAAGGAAGGCAGGCUUUGAAAUAGUAUCAAAGGUGAGAUAUCUAGGAGUCCAAGUUGCAGAUUCAAAUAUAAAACUGUUUCAAAAUAACUAUGAGGUGUUGUGGCGAAAGGUACAAAAGGAUAUGGAAACCUGGAAAAAGAAUGUUCUACCUAGAUUUUUAUUUUUGUUUCAAAUGAUUCCGGUGCUUAAAAGCGAUAAACAUUUGACGGAAUGACAAAAAGGAGUGAAUAAGUUUGUUUGGAAUGAGAAAAAGCUAAGAGUUAAACUGAAAAUUAUGCAAGAUGUUCGUGCAAGGGGUGGUCUUAAACUUCCAAACCUGCGAUUGUAUUAUGAAGCAGCAGCAUUUACACAAGCAAGUGAUUGGUUUGGAAGGACAAAGACUGGAAUAUUGAAUAUUGAGAGUUUUGAUCCUGAAUUUGGUUGGCAUGCAUAUUUAUUCUAUGAAAACAAGGUGGAUAAAGUGUUCAACAGCCAUAUACUUAGAAGCUCCUUGAUGAGAGUAUGGAAGAAGCACCGACUCAAAUGGGAUUAUAAAAUACCGUUGUGGUUGGAUCUUGGUCAUAUUAUAUGGAAUAUAAAUAUAAAGUCACUCGGGGGGGUUUAUAUAAAGAAGUACUUUUGAAUGAUGGGGGCAGAUGGCAAUUGAAGUCAUUAAACACACUGUUGGAAUAAGGGAUUAAUUUAACCUGGUUACAGUAUAAUCAACUUCAACUGAGAUGGAGAGAAGAUCAAAAAAUUGGAUUAAUGUUCCAUGAAGAAGAAUUGGUUAGACAGAUAAAAGAGAAAGGCCCAAUGCAUAUUAAGAGGGUUUAUAAAGUUUUGUUAGAAAGAGACUCAGAAAAUGAAUUGGUUAAAGAUUGUAUGAUAAAAUGGGCGCAAAAUUUUGGAGAACCAGUUAUGAUGGAAACUUGGGGAAAAAUAUGGGUUCAGAAUGUUAAAUUCACACAGUCGCAGAAUUUGAAGGAAAAUUUUUAUAAAAUGUUUUAUAGGUGGCAUUUAGAUCCUAAGAAAUUGUCAUGCAUGUAUCCUGAUGUUCAACCAAAAUGUUGGAGAUGUGAUUGUUUAGAUGCUACAUAUUAUCAUAUAUGGUGGACAUGCAAGAAAGCAAAGGCUUUUUGAAUAAAAAUUUGAAAGACAAUGGAAAUGUCAAAACUGCUGACAGAGAAAGAGGAGCUGAAAUUAAAAAUUCAGGAGCUUACGAAUAAAAAUCUGCAACUGGCCAAAGAAAAAGAGGAACUCUUCAUACUCUGCAAAGAGUAUGAAGAAAAGCUGAGCAGUUUCCAUCACUGAUUUUGCGAUGGAAAACGAUUUGUUGAGAAAAUUAAGAGAAAACAUGAAAUGUCUCCAAAAAGAGGAAGAAACAUCCAGACUUCCUCUUCUGUCAUCUACCACAGAAGAAUGGAGACGUGCUGAGGUUUCCAGGUGUCCAGAAAUGCACAUGGGCCAGGAUUUAAGUUUAAAGAUGCGUUCCCAUCAGAUUGUUCAGACAAAAACUGAAAGACUGGAAGUAGAUCUGAAGAGAGCGAGGGACCAGAGUUAUAUAAAGACAAUGUCAAAAUUGCUGGCAGAAAAAGAGGAGCUGGCAUUAAAAAUUCAGGAGCUUAUAAAUAAGACUCUCCAAUUGGUCAAAGAAAAAGAGGAACUCUGCGAAGAGUAUGAAGAAAAGCUGAACAGAAAAAAUAGUUCAGAUGAGCCUGGGCAGCUGGACAAACUCAGACGAGAGAAUGAGUGUCUCAGCUGCAAAGUGCAGAAAUACGCUGGAGAAAAAGCAGAGCUCCUACGAGAAAAUAAUGACCUUAAAGAAGACCUUUAUAGAAAGGUAGCAAUGAUGUCGAAACUAACAUUGGAAAACAAAGAGCUCCAAAUGAAGACAGAGAUGCUGACAUCCAAAAAUAUUGAAAUAAGUGAUGAGAAAGAGGAGCUCUGCAGAGAUUACGAAGAAAGAUUGUGGAGAGAGACACAACUGAGGAAGGGCUGCUGCACCUUAUUGAUGGGCAGAGAGCAGAUGGACCAGAGACAUAGCAGUAGUGAAUGCAAAAGAAGCUCUGAGUGUCUGCCAAACAAGUGCAGACACUGCAGAAAACAAGACAGAAGCUCAAGACAAAAUGAAGCCUCAAAUGACUUGAUGUUUUCUUCUAUUUAAUUUGCCUUCUACAGGUACUUAAUAAAGCCUGAAAUCUCCUCAUUGACUGCGGUGUUCAUUGUGUUCGGAUUCCAAAAGAGCCAUUUAUCCAGCCCCUGGGCCAUUGCCUGAUACUUGGUGAAAAACACAUACAGAAAGACACAUAAAUAUAUCUGAUUUAUCAUAUCAGAUUUAGUUACUUUCAAUAACAAAGUAAAUUUACAAUCAAACAAAGGAUUUAAACAAAUUUACUAUUCAGAGGCAAUUGAGCCAAGAGACCAAGAUCACUGGCAAACCAGGCUCUCACCAGAAAUCAACUGUAUCCAUAAUGUAUCUGGGGUGGACCAGAUCUGGAAGCUUUCAAGGUGAAAAGGAAUCAACCAAAAUCAGGAUUGCUCCCCUGACUGCAGCAUUUCUAAUAUAACAGUGCAGCCUCUGUAGAAGGGAAGGUAUGCCUUAUUAGGAAAGUUCUCAACUUCCAUGCCCAUCCCACAGUUAUGGGCCAUGGUUUGGUCUUGCCAUAACCCUGGAAUUUGGGUGCCAAACUUUAAAACUAUGAAAUUGCCCUUUCAGCUCUGAGCUCUGCACUGGUUUGAGCACUCAGGGCUAUAUACCCAGAGCCUCAAAGUAUCUCCAUUGCUUGAAAUGGAGUUCCUAGCAGCUAAAGAAUGAUCAUUGGACUUGAUAUUUCUUGUAUUUAAUUUGCCUGCUACAGGUACUUAAUAAAGCUUGAUAUCUCAUUAA
Messenger RNA from Pantherophis guttatus, 5329 nucleotides. Lineage: Eukaryota; Metazoa; Chordata; Lepidosauria; Squamata; Colubridae. The record is from RefSeq and is a predicted model, not a curated record.